Messenger RNA from Sander lucioperca (pikeperch), 1242 nucleotides. Its product is annotated as synaptic vesicular amine transporter-like. Gene Ontology annotation, cellular component: synaptic vesicle membrane; terminal bouton. The record is from RefSeq and is a predicted model, not a curated record. The coding region runs from base 1 to 1242 and encodes 413 amino acids. Gene Ontology annotation, biological process: transmembrane transport; xenobiotic transport; aminergic neurotransmitter loading into synaptic vesicle. Gene Ontology annotation, molecular function: xenobiotic transmembrane transporter activity; serotonin:sodium:chloride symporter activity. NCBI's taxonomy places the organism in Eukaryota, Metazoa, Chordata, Actinopteri, Perciformes, Percidae. The transcript is spliced from 11 exons.
AUGUCGCUCGAGUACACGUGGGCCAAAACGCGUCAGAGGACUCUUCAGCUUUCUUAUUGGUGUAUCACAGCCAAACCUGCACCGAUUGGCUUAUACCAGCAUCAUGCAGUCUGUCAGUGGUCGUGUCAUAUUUCAUUGCCUCGAUCUCCUCUCACCUCUUUAUGCCCUCUAGUUCCCAUCAUCCCCAGCUACCUGUACACUCUGGAUGAGUCAACAGACGUGGUGUUGAAGAACAGCACCGCGUCACAGCUGGCAGCUCCAGGGACCUUUCACAGCAUUGUGUCCUUAUACGACAACACCGUGAGGUCUUCAGGUUCCAACGCCACAGGCAGGUCUCCGGACCUGGUCCCUACGGCCCUUGCUGCCACAGAGCUGCCACACAACAUCUCUGACUGCCCCCAGUCUGCCAGCAGGCUGGUCAAUGAGAAUGUCAAAGUGGGACUGCUGUUUGCCUCCAAGGCCACCGUACAGCUGAUUAUCAACCCCUUCAUAGGCCCUCUCACAAACAGAAUAGGAUACCAGCUUCCCCUAUUCGCUGGCUUCUGUAUCAUGUUCCUCUCUACUAUCAUGUUUGCCUUCUCAUCAAGCUACGCUCUGCUGUUUGUGGCCAGAUCCCUGCAGGGUGUGGGCUCGUCCUGCUCCUCUGUGGCUGGGAUGGGAAUGAUUGCAAGUGUGUACACAGAUGAGGAGGAGAGAGGCCACGCUAUCGUGAUCGCCCUGGGCGGGGUGGCAUUGGGAGUGUUAGUUGGACCCCCAUUCGGCAGUGUGAUGUAUGAGUUUGUUGGGAAGACGGCUCCUUUUCUUAUUCUGGCUUUCCUGGCUUUGUUUGAUGGAGCUCUGCAGCUCGUUGUUCUUCAGCCCACCAAGGUGGAACCAGAGAGUCAGAAGGGGACCCCGCUGUUGACGCUAAUGAAGGAUCCAUACAUUCUGAUCGCAGCUGGUGCCAUUUGUUUUGGAAAUAUGACCUUUGCCAUGAUGGAGCCAACGCUGCCAAUCUGGAUGAUGGAGACCAUGUGUGCCAAGGAAUGGCAGCUAGGCGUUGCUUUCUUACCUGUGUCCAUCUCCUACCUUAUUGGAACCUACAUCUACAGUACGUUGGUGCACAAGAUGGGGAGAUGGCUUUGUGCUCUCAUUGGAAUGGUGCUGGUUGGAGUCAGUGUAAUAUGUGUAAGUAUAAGGCUGACAACUACACCAUUAGUGGGAAUUCAGAUAUCAGAUAUUUCAGCACUGGAGGGUCACUAA